Entamoeba invadens IP1 is the source of this 981-nucleotide messenger RNA. Its product is annotated as protein TRANSPARENT TESTA GLABRA, putative. Gene Ontology annotation, cellular component: nucleus. The coding region runs from base 1 to 981 and encodes 326 amino acids. The transcript has a single exon. The record is from RefSeq and is a predicted model, not a curated record. Gene Ontology annotation, molecular function: protein binding. Lineage: Eukaryota; Evosea; Mastigamoebida; Endamoebidae.
AUGUCAGUCCAGCCGAAGCAAGGCCACAUGAGUUUCAUGACCCAGUCACCGGUCAUGUCGAUUAGUUGGUCGUCCUUCCCCACCGUCCCUUUGCGGUGCCUCUACACCACAUUUACCGACACAAUCACGUCGCACCUCUAUAUUUUGCAGUACGUCGUGCAGAGCGAUACGAUCACCAAAACCGUGUCGCCUGCAAUCCACGACCUCCCGUUCACGCCAACUGCAGCACACUUCACACCAAAGCCCGUCUCAAACAACGACAUUUUUGUAACUUCUGGUGACGGGCUCCGAAUUUUCUCAGUCUCAACUUCGAACGACGUCGGAUUACUCGAGACAAUGUAUCACCCCAAAUGCCCACUUCCAUCUUGUGGGUUUGAUUGGUGUCACCAAAACCCAGACCUUCUCUGCACCUGGUACUUGGAUAACACGUGCUCUGUGUGGAACGUUGAAACAAGGCAGAUGACAUGUACAAUUAAAACGAAAAAGCAAAUAUUCGACAUGAAAUUCUGCCCGAAUUCGCCUGACAUCUACGGUGUCGCGUCGGAGCAAGGGUUGUUGCAACUUAAUGACACAAGAAUGGACAACCCCACUAUGCUUCUCUAUCAAAGCCCCGACGCUCCAGAUCUGAUGAAGCUGUCGUGGAGCUCGAGUGAUCCGACAAGGAUUGCGACGUUCUCGUCGUUUGGGGACAGGGUCGUUGUGAUGGACACGAGAAAACCAUUUGAGCCGAUGACUCAACUCAAAAUAGCACAAAACCAAGUCAGCUGCAUCGAUUGGUCGACAACAUCAGCAAAUGAGUUGUGCAUUGGCACACUUGACAAGAAGGUCAUGGUGUGGGUCAUUAAGCCCACAAACCAAAACGAAAACUCGCUGCUUGAAUUCUCUUCAGAGGGCGAAGUAAACGACGUCUGCUGGUCAAAGGCAAACCCGGAGUGGAUUGGGGCGGCCAUGAGUAGCUCUGUGCAUUAUCUCCAUGUGUAG